CCUCCCGCAAUGCGGAUGUUCCACUUCCCGAAGGUGGACGCUAUCGCGGACAGUGGAGAGGAGUUCCGUCGCGUUCUUUGGACUGGCGAGAACUCCCAGUUUGUGAUUAUGACGAUCCCGGUUAAUGGUGAAAUCGGCGAGGAAAUCCAUGACGUUGAUCAGCACCUUUGCCUGACCAGUGGAGUUUGCAAGGCUGUUGUUGAAGGCGAGGUCCAGACGAUCAGGGCUGGAGAUCUCGUCAUCGUCCCGGCCGGCGCCAAGCACAACUUCAUCAAUAUUGGCGACAAGCCCUUCCAACUUUACACGUUCUACGCACCUGCUGAGCACAACUGGAAGACGGUGCACAAGACGCGCGAAGAGGGCGAACACGACGAGGCUGUUGGUCUCGACGAGCCUCCCGCAUGGGCCCUCAAG
Dacryopinax primogenitus is the source of this 414-nucleotide messenger RNA. Its product is annotated as RmlC-like cupin. The annotation marks the transcript as partial. The transcript has 3 exons. The record is from RefSeq and is a predicted model, not a curated record. NCBI's taxonomy places the organism in Eukaryota, Fungi, Basidiomycota, Dacrymycetes, Dacrymycetales, Dacrymycetaceae.